This is a messenger RNA of Colletotrichum karsti, 1947 nucleotides long. RefSeq names its product hard surface induced protein. Gene Ontology annotation, biological process: polysaccharide biosynthetic process. NCBI's taxonomy places the organism in Eukaryota, Fungi, Ascomycota, Sordariomycetes, Glomerellales, Glomerellaceae. The record is from RefSeq and is a predicted model, not a curated record. Bases 1 to 1947 code for a protein of 648 amino acids. Gene Ontology annotation, molecular function: acyltransferase activity, transferring groups other than amino-acyl groups. The transcript has a single exon. Gene Ontology annotation, cellular component: membrane.
AUGAUCAACAACGUCUGGGACAAGUCUGCGCGGGCGCACCGCGGUAGCGGCGGUCACCAGGAGGAAGAGCUCCUCCCCCGGACAGAACACAAUGGUCGCGGCAGCCAGCAUGAGAACUACGAUGAGAAGUCAAAAGGCCAGAACUCGGACCCGAGGAGGAACAGCAGGGACAAGAUCAGGGCCCUCGACGGCCUCCGCGGCAUCGCGUGCCUCAUCGUCUUCAACUACCACUUCUUCUGGCCCUGGACCCCCUUCAUCAUGCUCGGCAGCGGCGCCAACCCGCCCGGCGCACCAGAGCCCUACGUGGGAUGGCACCAGCUGCCCAUCAUCUGCCUCCUGCACCGCGGCCGUCCCAUGGUCGCCAUCUUCUUCGCGAUUUCCGGCUUCGUCCUCUGCAGGCACAUCCUGAGGGCCAUCCACGAGCGCCGCGUCGAGGCCGCCUACAAGAGCCUCGCGUCAUCCGUCCUGAGGCGCGUCUUCCGCCUCUACAUCCCGCCCACCAUCAGCAUGUUCUUGGUCGCGGUGUUGGCUCAGCUGGGCGCUUUCAAGUCCGAGACCGCCAUCUUCAAGGGGCCCGACUCGGCUUACAUCAACGGCACCGUCACCUUCGCGUAUCCCCAGCUCGGCGAUUCCUGCGUGAACGGGACCGUGGCCGCCGCGGGUGCCAGAGGCGUCGCGAAGCAGCUGCAACUGCAGACCCCUCUCACCCUGGGCAACCUGACCAACCUGACGGCGUCAACGGACCAGCUCUGCUUGAACCGCACGUCACACCUCUUCAUGCCCGCCGUGCUCUACAACUUCGUCGACAGCCUCGAGGCCCAGGCGAAGCACGAGAACAAGUCGGCCAACGCAACCCACGUGGUCGUGGAACCCACCAAACCAACCUCCAAAACACGCCCCCGCGAAGACAAGACCGGGAGCAGCACCGCAGGCCACCUGGAGAAGAUCUGGGGCAAGCACAAAUCGUCACACGAGCAGACGCCCAAAGAAGCCGAGGCAGCGGCCGCCGCCGCCAGAGCCGCCAACUUCACAAACACCCACAACAUCACCUGGGUCCAGAUGGGCGGCUCCUGGGAGGAGCACCCCAUCAUCCACGACAACAUGACCUACGCCAUCAAGAACUUCACCCGCGUCUACGCCGAGUGGGCCAACCCCUUCAACUUCGCCCACUACCACACCCGCUACGACCCCCACACCUUCACCAUCCCCAUGGAGCUCCGCGGCUCCAUGUUCAUCUACCUCUUCCUCCUCGGCACCGCCGCCGUCAAGUCCAGGUGGCGCCUCGCCAUCGGCGCCUUCCUCUCCGCCUACAGUCUGAUUUUUGGCCGCUGGGACAUGGCCGCCUUCGUCGGCGGCACCGUCCUCUCCGAGCUCGACAUCCGCCGCGCCUCCGACCCGGACGAGGACCUGCUCGGGUACCCGCGGAAGACCGCCGCCGGCCAUCACAAGACCGGCCUGGCGCGGUCCGUCCUCUCGUCGACGGCGACCCGCUGGCUCGCCACCUUCGUCGCCCUCUGGCUGCUCUCCUACCCCGACGCCGCCGCCGAGUGGACCCCCGGCUUCGUCCUCCUCUCCUCCCUGGUGCCGCGCUACUACAUCCCGCUGUCCGGCUGGAUGUUCUACCAGUCCAUGGGCGCCAUCCUGCUGCUCCCCUGCGUCCUGCGCAGCCCCGUCCUCGUGAGGCUCUUCGAGGGCCGCCUCGCCCAGUACCUCGGCAGGAUCAGCUUCUCGCUGUACCUCGUCCACGGCCCCGUCCUGCACAGCCUGGGCUUCUGGCUCAUGCCGAGGCUGUUCGAGAACUUUGGCCGCGCCCAGGGCUACGUCAUCGGCUGGGUCGUGCUGAUGAGCGUGACGUUGUAUCUCACCAACUUGUGGAACAAGAAGAUCGACGGCUGGAGCACGACCGUCGGGAGGAGGGUGGAGAGGGCGUUGCUCGACUCGGCUUAG